This is a messenger RNA of Phalaenopsis equestris, 1389 nucleotides long. RefSeq lists its product as uncharacterized. The transcript has 2 exons. Gene Ontology annotation, molecular function: glycosyltransferase activity. The record is from RefSeq and is a predicted model, not a curated record. The annotation marks the transcript as partial. NCBI's taxonomy places the organism in Eukaryota, Viridiplantae, Streptophyta, Magnoliopsida, Asparagales, Orchidaceae.
UCGUCCUCUCCCAUCUCCUCCUUCCCCUCCCCCUCUCUUUCCCACCUCUCCAACCAAACCCUCGUCCUCUCCAUGCUCCGCCACUCCAUCACCUUCCUCCCCCUCAAAGACAUCCGCCUCUCCCACAACCCCAGGGCUGGCAACACCUGGUUCAUCAGCUCCCUUCCCGACUCACCCGACUCUCCUGGCGAGCCUUCCUACCUCCUCUUCCCCUCCACCUCCACCAACAACCGCCUCCUCUGCCUCUCCGCCUACGAUCCCCACGACGGCUCCCGCAACUCCUACUCCCUCGCAUUCCCCGAAGCCCUCCCUUACAACUCCACCUUCCUCCCCGGCCUCACCUUCGUCUCCGACACCUUCUACGACUACACCAACCUCUGGCACGGCCUCGCGGCCAUCCUCCCCUUUGCGCGGUGGCACGAAGCGAACGGAUGCGCGAAGCCAGAAAGAUGGCUUCUUUUUCACUGGGGAGAGGUGAGGAAGGAGAUGGGAAUGUGGGUGAGGAGUUUGGCGGAAGUUUCGACGGGGGGGAAGGUUAGGAUGGUGGGAGGAGAGGAGGCGGGGAGGGUGGUUUGUUUGGAGGAAGCGGUGGUGGCGAGGCGGAACGAUGUGGGGAUGAGUGAGGAAAGGAAGGAGAAGGUGUAUGACAUGAUGAGGUGCAGGGCGAGGGAUCAUUGUGGUUUGGAGGGGAAGGAUGGAGGAGCUUUGGGUGGGAUUAAGAUGACUUUGUUGUUUCGGGUGAGGAGCAGGUCGUUCAAGAAUGAGACGGCGGUGGCCGGAGUUUUUCAGAGGGAGUGCGGGAGGGUGGAAGGGUGCAGCGUUAGGCUGGUUCGGCUCAGGAAUUUGACUUUUUGUGAUCAGGUGAAACUGAUGGCCGAAACAGACAUCCUCGUCUCCCCUCACGGGGCGCAGAUGACCAACAUGAUCUUCAUGGACAGGAACAGCAGCGUGAUGGAGUUCUUCCCCAAGGGGUGGCUGGAGUUAGCCGGCAGCGGCCAAUAUGUUUUCCGUUGGCUUGCCGACUGGGCCGGCAUGAGGCAUGAGGGCCAGUGGAGAGAUCCCAACGGAGAAACCUGUCCCUUCGAUGACAAAGACCGUUGCUUCACCUUCUACAAAGACGGAUCUAUUGGACAUGACGAGGUCUUCUUCUCCCAGUGGGCCGCUCGGGUUCUACGAGAAGCUAAGAUGCGAAAACUGAACGCAGCGUCGGAGAGGAACAAUGGGCACAAAGGGGAUGCAGGCAUUAAGGCAUGUUCCUCGUGUGGUUAGCACAAAUAUUGCUAUGUAUUUACAUGUCUAGCACCGGAAGAGUCAUAUUUACAUGGAUACCACUCAAAUCCUUACAUCACAUAAACAUUGUCACUAUCAUGUUCUUUUUAAAAGUGAAAU